Molecule: messenger RNA, 894 nt
Organism: Suillus plorans
Lineage: Eukaryota; Fungi; Basidiomycota; Agaricomycetes; Boletales; Suillaceae
Exons: 2
Coding region: 1-894 (297 amino acids)
Source: RefSeq, a predicted model, not a curated record
AUGCAUACAGUUUGCUACCCGAAUCCUGCUACUCCUCCAAGCUCUGUCAGACGGUGUAACCCUGACCAUGAUAGCGGCGACGAACUCAGGCUUCAAUCUGCUCGAACUCUCGUUCAGACUCCACCCAGCUCUCCACCUGAACAACCACAGAAUUACCAUGGCCGCAAUGACUGGAGACACCCAAGCCAUACUAUGACGGGACCUCCCCGGAUCAGUGUGGGCUCUAAACGUCGACGAAUGCCAUCCUCCGAAGAAAUCCCCCCGAAUUCAGAAAAUGAUAUCUUUGCAUUCCCACAUCUUCCUCCCAUAAUGGAGCGCCUGCCUAGCCUUGUGGGGCGUGCACACAAGAGGUUUAGGCCUUUUGAACAACCCCAUGGUCUUAUGCCUAAUGCAUUGGAGCUUCGGUUUUCUCAAAGGUGUCUGGAUUCCGGCGAGACGGAUAUAAGUUUAUCCGAUAUCCAAGAGGGAAAAGACGUCCUUCAGCGUUGCCUAAAAGUGUUGCCUAAGACCAUCGUCGGUCAAGCUCUCAUUGCAAAGGAAGCUGACUGCGAACACAAGCGCCUGUCCACUCUAGCUAUGGUUUGGGCGGCUGAGGCAAGUGAGCGAGACAAGCGACUUCGUGAAAUGCUCAUUGAAGAGGAACUCGCAAAAUACGCCAUCAGCACUGCGGAAGCUUCCAUUCUCCAGAAAGUUUUGGUUGGACGUAGUGUGGAGGAGCUCGAUGCUGCUACAGACUUCUGUGUGGGCGCAUACAGUCACAACUUCCGGUCGUUCACUAUCGCCGAUUCGACCCUUGAUCAGAUCGAGGGUGUUACCUCAUGCCUGUCCAGAGAGGAAGCUGAUGGUCAAUUGGAAGAUGAUUCCUCCGACUUUGACUCGGAGACCAAUGGCUGA